AACAGCAGUAGCAGCUGGCACAGCAACAGGCGCCAACAUGGCAGCCGCCGGCUCGCCCCACCAGCAGCCAGUUGCUGACUCGCUCUCAGCAGCACGCACGAGUACCGCAGCAGGCGGGUCAACACGUACCAGCCAACCCUCUCAGCUGGUGGUGGUGGACCAGGAGCCAAGCACUUCCGUCGUCACGGAACGAUCAGAGGCGGCAUCUACCGAUAUGUCUGGAGCGCCGCCAUCCGGAGCACCGGCACCAGCUCCAGCGCCGGCACCGGCUCGAGCGCCGGCACCAGCUCCAGCGCCAGGAAGUGUAGGAUCGGCAGCAGCAACACCCACACCAGCACCAGCGCCAGGAGCACCGGUGACCAACGAUGGCUCACCCCGCGACACGAUGUUUCCCGGAGAGACCGAGUGGGGAGAUGGGUUCGGCGGCGCUCUCUUCGGUACGCCGGCGCAGAACAAGGGCAAGCGGAAGAAAGGGCAGCUGGAGUUGGAGCCGCCGGACUUCGAGAUUCCCAACUUUGGUGGUGGAUCCCAAAGGAAGCGCUACCCUCUGCAGUUCAAGGUGAAUGCUGUGCGGUACUCGCAGAAAAGGGUCAAGGGGGCGCAAGGGCCGGGCGGGACUGUUGGGAUCUCUUACGCCACCAGGGUCCUGAACAUUCCCGACAAGGCCACGUUGGCGGAGUGGGUUAGGAAGGUCCCCGAGUACGAAGCCGCGCUUGCGGCAGAGGGCGGCAAGUUCAAGGGAUUGAAGAGCAAGAAGAACGCCAAGAACCGCAUGUCGCUGAACACAGGACGGGUCAGGACGAACCGGGAAGCCGAGCAAGCGAUCGUGGACUGGAUCAAUGAUCUGCGUUCUGAGAGCAUCUCGGCCCGCGUUUCGACGAAGAUGCUCAAGCACAAGGCCAUCGAGCUCAACCCGACCUUCUUCGGGGAGAGGCCGCUGGUAUCCGACCUCGCGGGCAACCACAAGUACAAGAAAAAGCUGAGCCAGUGGUGCAGAAGGUUUCUCAAGGUGUACCGCUUUUCUGUGCGAGCCGUCACCCGGCAAGGCCAGAAACUUCCUUCCGGCUGGCCCGUGAUCGCCAUGCAGGCGAUCAAGGAGUGGAGGAGCCUAAAGUACGACGUGCCUUCUGCGCUCGAACUUGCGGACGGAGUCGAAUGCCUGGGGGUUGCGACGGUGGCGGGAGGCAGCGCGAGCGGCGGCGGGGGUGGGAGUGGCGCUGGAGUUCUUUCGGGGCCAAAGCUGAAGUUCACCUUGGCGCAGAUCGGCAACAUGGAUGAGACUCCUACGUGGAUGGAGAGCCCGGGGAGUGACACUGUGAACGUGAGUAUUUCUUUUGCCGUACUUUUCGCUCGUACUGCGUUAGAUGUAGCAGUUCCCGUCCUUUCCUCCGUCAACGAUAUUCCUCGGCCGUUUUGUUUUUUGGUGGGAUUCCACGUGUAG
This is a messenger RNA of Ectocarpus sp. CCAP 1310/34, 1441 nucleotides long. NCBI's taxonomy places the organism in Eukaryota, Phaeophyceae, Ectocarpales, Ectocarpaceae. The record is from the annotation of a GenBank genome assembly.